CGAGUGUCUGCAGUUUCGGUUACUUCUUCUAAAGCGAUUGUUCGUCGUCGUCGUCGUAGUCGUUUGCCAUCUGCUCUCUUCGUCCGAGAGUUAACCUGCGGUUGAGUGUGUGGCUGGAAAGAGGAUACAGGACAGAACGUAAUGCUAAAGAUAUUCCUGCUGAGCGUCGUGCUCGGCAUUGCCUACGCUGGUGUCAUUGGCCCUGGGCCAGGUCCUGGUCCUGGUCCGUACUAUGGCGGACAUCCUGGACCCGCCCUGCUGCCGUAUGGCGGCUAUGCCCCGCAUCCUGGCCCAUACGCGGCGCCCAAGCCCGCACCCGCACCGGAGCCCUACGAUCCCGAUCCCAAGUACUCCUUUGGCUAUGACAUCCACGAUGGGUACACAGGAGAUCUGAAGAGCCAACACGAGACGCGCCAUGGCGAUGUGGUGAAGGGCAGCUACUCCGUGGUGGAUCCGGACGGUACCAAGCGCACAGUGGACUACACAGCGGACCCACAUCAUGGCUUUAAUGCGGUGGUGCGCAAGGAGCCGUUGGCCUACAAGCCGGCCCCUGCGCCUGCGCCGCUGCAUCUGCCGGGACCGGGACCGGCACCGGGACCACUUCAUCUGCCAGGACCCGCACCAGCUCCGCCUCUGCCGCCAGUGCCGAAGGGUCCCGGUCCACUGCUCUCCUAUCCCCUGGCUUACAGUCACCAUGGUCCUGUUCCAGCCCCAGCACCCGCUCCAGUGGCUGCCCCUGCACAUCACUUCCAUCCUGCCUACCCAGCCCUCGCACACAGCCCUUAUGCACACUACCCCGCACCCGCACCCGUGGAUCCCCAUGCCUACUAUCAUCACUAAAUGCGAAGGCGACUGUUCUGAUCUGAUCUGAUCUGACUUUUCCGACUCUCUCUUAACUCUCUGUGUCAAAUGCUGUGCCUCUCCUUUGUGCCCCUUCUUUGCCGUGUUCUUGGUGGUGUAGAUUGUCUGUAAGGUUUCUAGAUCUAGAUCUAUGUACAUAGAAGAUAGUAGAUAUCGAUGCUAAGAGAAAACUAGAGUAAUAAUCAACCGAACAAGAGAUCGAAUAAAACUCACCCCUUUCCUGUUUCUUUAACGCAA
Molecule: messenger RNA, 1098 nt
Organism: Drosophila subobscura
Lineage: Eukaryota; Metazoa; Arthropoda; Insecta; Diptera; Drosophilidae
Gene: Cpr92A
Product: cuticle protein 21
Exons: 2
Coding region: 142-840 (232 amino acids)
Cellular component (GO): extracellular matrix
Source: RefSeq, a predicted model, not a curated record